Molossus molossus (Pallas's mastiff bat) is the source of this 7224-nucleotide messenger RNA. It is a transcript of the gene CLASP2, whose product is annotated as cytoplasmic linker associated protein 2. Gene Ontology annotation, molecular function: microtubule binding. The coding region runs from base 245 to 4852 and encodes 1535 amino acids. Gene Ontology annotation, biological process: mitotic spindle assembly. Gene Ontology annotation, cellular component: spindle microtubule; cytoplasmic microtubule; microtubule organizing center. The transcript has 40 exons. The record is from RefSeq and is a predicted model, not a curated record. Lineage: Eukaryota; Metazoa; Chordata; Mammalia; Chiroptera; Molossidae.
ACGCGCGUGCUGACGUCGCCGGCGGCCGCGGCCUCUGAAGCGGGCUGGGUGUCGGGGGGCGCCGAGUUUGACUAGUUUGGGGGCUGCUCGGCGCCUGGCGCUGCUCCCGCCGCCCGCCGCGCCCCGCGCCCCGCGCCGCAGCCCGACCCAGCGCGUAUCGCCCGUUCCCGCGGGGACCCGCACUGGCGGCUGGGCGGCUCUCGGCGAAAGUCGGCCCCUGGCGGGCGGGCGGGCGGCCGCGGCCAUGGAGCCCCGCAGCAUGGAGUACUUCAGCGCCCAGGUGCAGCAGAAGGACGUCGGCGGCCGCCAGCAGGUCGGCCAGGAGCUGCUGCUCUACCUCGGCGUGCCCGGCGCCAUCCCGGACCUGGAGGAGGACCUGGGCAGCCUGGGCAAGACGAUCGACGCGCUCACCGGCUGGGUGGGCUCGAGCAACUACCGGAUAUCAUUAAUGGGAUUGGAAAUUUUAAGUGCCUUUGUGGAUAGAUUAUCAACACGAUUUAAGUCCUAUGUAGCAAUGGUUAUUGUAGCUUUAAUAGACAGAAUGGGAGAUGCCAAAGACAAGGUUCGUGAUGAAGCUCAGACUCUACUAUUGAAGUUAAUGGAUCAAGUAGCACCACCUAUGCACAUUUGGGAACAGUUGGCUUCUGGUUUUAAGCACAAGAAUUUUCGAUCUCGAGAAGGCAUGUGUCUGUGUCUUAUUGAAACCUUAAACAUUUUUGGAGCUCAACCACUAGUCCUCAGCAAGUUGGUACCACAUUUGUGUAUCCUAUUUGGAGAUUCCAAUAGUCAGGUGAGAGAUGCGGCAAUAUUGGCUAUGGUGGAGAUUUAUAGACAUGUGGGAGAGAAAGUAAGAGUGGACCUUUUUAAGAGGGGAAUUCCUCCUGCUAGAUUAGAAACUAUAUUUGCCAAAUUUGAUGAAGUGCAAAAUUCAGGCGGUAUGAUUUUGAGUGUCUGCAAAGAUAAAAGCUUUGAUGAUGAAGAAUCAGUGGAUGGAAAUAGGCCAUCAUCAGCUUCUUCAGCCUUCAAGGUUCCUGCACCUAAAACAUCCGGAAAUCCUGUCAACAGUGCAAGGAAGCCUGGUUCAGCAGGUGGCCCUAAAGUUGGAGCGAGUGCUUCUAAGGAAGGAGGUGCUGGAGCAGUUGAUGAAGAUGAUUUUAUAAAAGCCUUUACAGAUGUCCCUUCUAUUCAGAUCUAUUCUAGUCGAGAACUUGAAGAAACAUUAAAUAAAAUCAGGGAAAUUUUGUCAGAUGACAAACACGACUGGGAUCAGCGUGCCAAUGCACUUAAGAAAAUUCGAUCAUUGCUUGUUGCUGGAGCUGCACAAUAUGAUUGCUUUUUUCAACAUUUACGCUUGUUGGAUGGAGCACUUAAACUUUCAGCUAAGGACCUUAGAUCCCAGGUGGUUAGAGAAGCUUGUAUUACUGUAGCCCAUCUGUCAACAGUUUUGGGAAACAAGUUUGAUCAUGGCGCUGAAGCCAUUGUACCUACACUUUUUAAUCUCGUCCCCAAUAGUGCAAAAGUCAUGGCGACUUCCGGGUGUGCAGCAAUCAGGUUCAUCAUUCGGCAUACUCAUGUACCCAGACUUAUACCUUUAAUAACAAGCAAUUGCACAUCAAAAUCAGUUCCUGUAAGAAGGCGUUCAUUUGAAUUUUUAGAUUUAUUGUUACAAGAGUGGCAGACUCAUUCACUGGAAAGGCAUGCAGCCGUCUUGGUUGAAACUAUUAAAAAGGGAAUUCAUGAUGCUGAUGCCGAAGCCAGAGUGGAAGCAAGAAAGACAUAUAUGGGUCUUAGAAACCACUUUCCUGGUGAAGCUGAAACAUUGUAUAAUUCCCUUGAGCCAUCUUAUCAGAAGAGUCUUCAAACUUACUUAAAGAGUUCUGGCAGCGUAGCAUCUCUUCCACAGUCUGACAGGUCUUCAUCUAGCUCACAAGAAAGUCUCAAUCGCCCCUUUUCUUCUAAAUGGUCUACAGCAAACCCGUCAGCUGUGGCUGGAAGAGUAUCAGCAAGCAGCAGCAAAGCCGGUUCCCUUCCAGGAAGCCUGCAGCGGUCACGAAGUGACAUUGAUGUGAAUGCUGCUGCUGGUGCCAAGGCACAUCAUGCUGCUGGGCAGGCCAUGCGAAGUGGGCGCUUAGGUGCAGGAGCCCUGAAUCCAGGCUCCUAUGCAUCACUGGAGGAUACUUCUGACAAGAUGGAUGGAACAGCAUCUGAAGAUGGUCGGGUGAGAGCAAAGCUUUCAGCACCACUCGCUAGCAUGGGAAAUGCCAAGACAGAUUCCAGAGGAAGAAGUCGAACAAAAAUGGUGUCUCAGUCACAGCCUGGCAGCCGGUCUGGGUCUCCAGGAAGAGUUCUGACCACAACAGCCCUCUCCACUGUGAGCUCUGGUGUUCAAAGGGUUCUGGUCAAUUCAGCCUCAGCACAGAAGAGAAGCAAGAUACCCCGGAGCCAGGGCUGUAGCAGAGAAGCUAGUCCGUCGAGGCUAUCAGUGGCCCGAAGCAGUCGUAUUCCUCGCCCAAGUGUGAGUCAAGGGUGCAGCCGAGAAGCCAGUCGGGAGAGCAGCCGGGAUACAAGUCCUGUUCGCUCUUUUCAGCCCCUUGCCUCCAGACACCAUUCCAGAUCUACUGGUGCCCUCUACGCCCCUGAUGUGUGCGGGGCCUCAGGUGCAGGAUAUGGAAUCAGCCAAUCAAGUCGACUGUCGUCUUCUGUCAGUGCCAUGCGCGUCUUGAACACAGGUUCUGAUGUGGAGGAGGCCGUAGCAGAUGCCUUGCUCUUAGGAGACAUAAGGACUAAGAAAAAACCUGCUCGAAGAAGAUACGAAUCCUAUGGAAUGCAUUCAGAUGAUGAUGCCAACAGCGAUGCAUCUAGUGCUUGUUCAGAACGUUCCUAUAGUUCUCGAAAUGGUAGUAUUCCCACAUAUAUGAGGCAGACUGAAGAUGUGGCAGAAGUCCUCAAUAGAUGUGCUAGUUCCAACUGGUCAGAGAGGAAAGAAGGCCUCCUGGGUCUGCAGAACUUACUAAAAAAUCAGAGAACGCUGAGUCGAGUUGAACUGAAGAGAUUAUGUGAAAUUUUCACAAGAAUGUUUGCUGAUCCUCAUGGCAAGGUGUUCAGCAUGUUUUUGGAGACUCUAGUGGACUUCAUACAAGUCCACAAAGACGAUCUUCAAGAUUGGUUGUUUGUAUUGCUGACGCAACUACUAAAAAAAAUGGGUGCUGAUUUGCUUGGAUCUGUUCAGGCAAAAGUUCAGAAAGCCCUUGAUGUCACAAGAGAAUCUUUUCCAAAUGAUCUUCAAUUCAAUAUUCUAAUGAGAUUUACAGUUGAUCAGACUCAAACACCAAGUUUGAAGGUGAAGGUUGCUAUUCUUAAAUAUAUAGAAACUCUGGCCAAACAAAUGGACCCAGGAGAUUUUAUAAAUUCCAGUGAAACUCGCUUGGCAGUCUCUCGAUUUAUCACUUGGACAACAGAACCCAAAAGUUCUGAUGUUCGGAAGGCAGCACACUCAGUGCUGAUUUCCCUGUUUGAACUCAAUACCCCAGAGUUUACAAUGUUAUUAGGAGCUUUACCAAAAACUUUUCAGGAUGGUGCUACCAAGCUUCUUCAUAAUCACCUUCGAAACGCUGGCAAUGGAACCCAGAGUACCAUGGGGAGUCCUUUGACAAGACCAGCACCACGUUCACCAGCCAACUGGUCCAGUCCUCUUACUUCUCCUACCAAUACAUCACAGAAUACUUUAUCUCCAAGUGCAUUUGAUUAUGACACAGAAAAUAUGAACUCUGAAGAUAUUUAUAGCUCUCUUAGAGGUGUCACUGAAGCAAUUCAGAAUUUCAGCUACCGUAGUCAAGAAGAUAUGAAUGAGCCAUUGAAAAAGGAUUCUAAAAAAGAUGAUGGCGAUUCAAUGUGUGGUGGUCCAGGGAUGUCCGACCCAAGAGCAGGAGGUGAUGCCACUGACUCAAGCCAAACAGCCCUUGACAAUAAAGCCUCAUUGCUCCAUUCCAUUCCUCCUCACUCCUCUCCUCGCUCUCGAGAUUAUAAUCCAUAUAACUAUUCAGACAGCAUCAGUCCCUUCAAUAAGUCUGCCCUCAAGGAAGCUAUGUUUGAUGAUGAUGCCGACCAGUUUCCUGAUGAUCUCUCCCUAGACCAUUCUGACCUGGUUGCGGAGUUAUUGAAGGAGUUGUCUAACCAUAAUGAACGUGUAGAAGAAAGAAAAAUUGCCCUCUAUGAACUUAUGAAACUAACACAGGAAGAAUCUUUCAGUGUUUGGGAUGAACACUUCAAAACAAUAUUACUUUUACUGCUUGAAACCCUUGGGGAUAAAGAGCCUGCAAUCAGGGCUUUGGCAUUAAAGGUUUUAAAAGAAAUCCUAAGGCAUCAACCAGCAAGAUUUAAAAACUAUGCAGAACUGACUGUCAUGAAAACAUUGGAAGCACAUAAAGAUCCUCAUAAGGAGGUGGUGAGAUCAGCUGAGGAGGCUGCGUCCGUUUUGGCCACGUCAAUCAGUCCAGAGCAGUGCAUCAAAGUGCUUUGUCCCAUCAUCCAAACUGCAGAUUACCCGAUUAAUCUUGCUGCGAUCAAAAUGCAAACAAAAGUGAUAGAGAGAGUGUCCAAGGAAACUCUUAAUCUGCUUUUACCAGAGAUUAUGCCAGGCCUAAUACAGGGUUAUGAUAAUUCAGAGAGCAGUGUUCGGAAAGCUUGUGUCUUCUGCCUGGUGGCUGUUCAUGCAGUAAUUGGCGAUGAACUAAAACCACAUCUCAGUCAGCUCACUGGCAGUAAAAUGAAGCUACUGAAUCUUUACAUCAAACGUGCACAAACAGGCUCCGGAGGAGCUGAUCCCACUACUGAUGUUUCUGGGCAAAGUUAAUGAGGCUGAUCGAAGUGAACCAGGUCUCAGAAAGGACAGACAGACCACCCUCAUCAAUGAAAGGAAAUUUUCAAGUGCAUCUUUUGGAACUUACCAUUGUUUCCUAGUUUUAGUUUCUUGUUUUGUUUUGUAUUUUCUGUAACAGAGGGCUAUCCUCAGUCUGCAUGUAACUUUUAUGAUAGUUAUUCCAAAUUCAAGAAGAAGCAGUAUUAACAACAGUUGAUGAAUAUAAAGUAAUUUUAAAUCUAACUCAUCAUUUCACAUGUUUGUACUUCUUUGUCUUCCCAUUAACCUUUGCCAGUGUUAUGGUUGUAUAAAAUUUUUUUUAAUGCUGGUUAAACAGGAAUGCUUAAAGCUUUAAAAGUUGAACAGUCUAAAACAUUUUUUGCCUUUAUUCAAAUGCAGAAUAAUAUUUUUAUUGCUACUUCGAGUUUUGUUUCCUAUCAUGUCCUAUGCUAGUAAUAUUGAAAUGACGUGUGAAACAAAGCAGGACUAAUUUGAACUACAGCUGGACUCUGUUGGUGUGAUUGUGAUACAUGUCAUUAGUUAUAACUUCUUUGGGGUGGUCUGUAGUUUAAAACUAAGACCUCAAAGAGAAAUGUUACAGAAUCAGCCAGUUUUGUAAAACUGAUAUUGUUUGUUGGUUACUGAUCUUGCCAUCUUUAUUUAAAACCAUGUCCCUUCUAUGAUCCCUUAAGAAAGCUGCACCAAAUCAUCUGCCUGUUUUUGUUUAUGUUUUUCUUGAUACUUAUUAAAAUAGAAGGUUCUGUUGCAGGGUUUUUGGUUUGUUUAUCUUUGUUGUGAAUGAUACUUUUUUAUAUUUAUUAAUAUCAAAUUCACUUAUGAAUAAACUUGAUAAUGGAAACAGACAAAAAAAAUCAAGUGCAUGUGUGUCCUUCACAGUCUUCUGUUUCUCAUUUAAUAAAGUAAUUAUUGAGACAUGGGAGUCAACCAGCACCUUUUGUUGAAAUGGUGGAACCUGGUUUCCUUUUAACAUGAAAUUGUCUUACUUGAAAACAUUGAUCCUGAUGAGAGAGAAGAUGGUGCCAAGGCUAGUACCUUGAAUAAUGGGCUCAAAUUCUCUACCUCUUCAGGGAUAACUUUUAACUGAGCUGCUGCCUGUGGUGUCUUUUGGAAAAUUAUUUAAAGGGUGAUUUUCUGUUACUUUUUAAAUCACCUUUUGCUACAUCUGUUCUUUUCAUGUGCAGCCAACUUGCAAAAAUUACCAGUGUUGGUUGGUGAAAGGCAAAGUAGAUCAUUUGGAACCAGGAUAGUAAUGAUUGCUCAUACUGACUUUUUUUUAACCCUAACAAAGUGAAUUUGACUGGAAAGGCAAAUAGCUAUUAGGGAAGCAAUUUGCUGUUGUUACAGAGUUAUCUGUACUUUCUUUGUUUCAUUGAACAAAAUGUAGAAAUGUAUGUAAAGAAUUUAAGAUGAGUACUGAAUGGAUGAUUUGUCAUAGGCUUUUACCUUUGUUUCUGUUCUAGCAGCGGGAAAAGUUUCUCUAUAUCUCCUCCCCUUUACCUGUAACAGUUUUGUUUUCUACUGUUAAUUACAUUGUGUAUUUAUAGUUCUAUGCUUACUGUUGUGCAUAUACUGGCAAUAAAACUGUACAUAACAUUACUUGAAAAAAAUUAAUAUAUAUCAGUUGUUUUUCUGUCUCGCUGUGUGAUAAGUCACUUUAUCUCAUAACUAGGUUUUCAAAGAUCUUUAAAGGUCAUGUAUUAAUGAAUUUUAUAAAUGCAUCUCAGAAGAAAAGAUUUAUCAGAAGCAGCAGCCACAAUUGAAUAUAUGUAGUUAUAUAUGCACAUAUAUAUUAUAGCUUUAAGACGAAAGGACAUUUUAAACAUUGAGUGCUUCUUAGUAAUGUUUUAUGCUCCAUGACCUUUGGUAUGUUUUAUAAUCAUUUUAAUCUAAAUAUUGGUUUAAUUUUGACCUGUUCUUUAGGGUCCUGCUUAACUACUGUUGCCAAUUAAAUAGAGUGACUUAGGCUGAAUAAUAACCCUGCUUAAAAACUUAGGUCAAGCACCUGGCACCUGAAGGCUGGCGCCCAGAAAUGAAUGAACUGAGCAGUAGAAAAGUCUGGUUUAAUGGGCCAAGGUGAAAGCUAAUAUAUAAAAACAUGAAAAAGUCAUUUAAAAUUUUAUAAUUUUAGGUGAUAAGACUUUUAAAAAGUUAUUGAAUAUUCCAGUUGCUAUAUGCUAUAUACUCUCAACUGUUCAUUCUAGAAACAUUUAGAUGUAAACUAUUAAAGAAUGGUAUAAAGAGCUAAUGGUUAAAAUUUUUUCCCUGUUUUUCUCUCCUAAACUAAUUAUCAGUGUCAUUUACUACACUGCUAGAAGUAAUUAAAAGCAUAUCAUUUCAGAAUAUAA